Messenger RNA from Nymphaea colorata (pocket water lily), 851 nucleotides. RefSeq lists its product as uncharacterized. Bases 202 to 711 code for a protein of 169 amino acids. NCBI's taxonomy places the organism in Eukaryota, Viridiplantae, Streptophyta, Magnoliopsida, Nymphaeales, Nymphaeaceae. The transcript has 4 exons. Gene Ontology annotation, molecular function: calcium ion binding. The record is from RefSeq and is a predicted model, not a curated record.
UCUUUUCUAUCUUGUUGAGUGAAGAAGGGUGACCUUCGGAAAAGAAUAUAGGAGGACCUCUUAUAUAGGAUCUUCCAAGAUCCUCUCUUUCAGCAAGGCAGGAAAAAUUACGCGUUUGUCAUUUGGCUAGGUAUUGGUUGAAAAUUUCUUCCUCCUGUGGGAGCUCUCCUGUGGCUUCAGCAAGAGAGAGGGAAAAGUAACAUGGGUCAGGUGCUAGCUUGUAUUCAAGACAAACUCCAUGGAAAAGAAUGGCGGCAUCAACAAUUAAGAAAGAUCACAGAUAGAGUCUUUGAUCGUGUUAAGACUGAUGCAGGAAGGGAACAUUUGACAUUUGAAGAACUUUACAUUGCAGUUCUAUUUGUGUACAAUGAUGUCAACAAGCACAUACCUGGUCCUCAUAUUGACCCUCCACCAAAAGAAAAAGUUAAAACAAUGAUGGAGGUUUGUGAUUUUAAUCUUGAUGGUGUACUGGACCGUGAAGAGUUCUAUCAAUUUAUUAAGAAGCUGACUGCAGACACAUUAGACAUCGUCAGCCGGAACUUAAUCAUUGCUUUGGUUUUAGCUCCAACAGUGGCGAUUCUUACUAAAAGAGCUACAGAAGGAGUACCUGGUGUUGGGAAGGUAGUGCAGAAACUCCCAAAUUCAGUCUAUGCAUCCCUCAUUGCUCUUAGCGUUCUGCUACUUGAGAAUGUUGCUGAGGCCAGCACAUAAGCAGCUCUAGUAAUUUCUCUUCAAUUUUUAAUCAUAUUUCAACAUUUCUUCUGUUUGCUGUAUUUCCUAGUUUGCAACUCUUUCACUUCAUUGGGUGACUUGUGAACACCUUUUACUAGUUAAUGCUGUUAUUUUUAUUA